Pogoniulus pusillus (Red-fronted tinkerbird) is the source of this 8101-nucleotide messenger RNA. RefSeq names its product phosphodiesterase 5A (gene PDE5A). Gene Ontology annotation, molecular function: protein binding; 3',5'-cyclic-GMP phosphodiesterase activity. The transcript has 21 exons. The record is from RefSeq and is a predicted model, not a curated record. Lineage: Eukaryota; Metazoa; Chordata; Aves; Piciformes; Lybiidae. The coding region runs from base 550 to 3057 and encodes 835 amino acids. Gene Ontology annotation, biological process: signal transduction.
GAGGGCAGCGCCCGGGCUCGGCGGAGCCGGCAGGGGGCAGCGCGGGGCGGCGGGUCCGUCCCGUCCAGCAGGGGGCAGCGCGGGGCCGGCGGCAGCGGGGCUGCCUGGGGGCGCUGCCGGCUCUCGCCUCCCCUCCGUGCCGGUCCUGCAGAGGAGACCUGAUGUAGACAGCUGAGGAGCUACUCCGGGCUGUGGCUGUCCCCCUGCUUUGCCAUGCUGCCUUUUGGAGAUCAGACGAGGUAUUUGCUCACCGAUGUCACACUUCAGCAGUGGGACUCGCAAGUUGCAGUGGAGUAAAUUCGGCUAUUUUUAGCAGCGGAGUCAGGUUUCCCGUUGGAGUAUUUUCCGAUAAACAAAGCCGCGGGGAUGCAGAACGCCGUGCGAGCGGCAGCUCCCGCCGUAUAUCUGAGCGGAGAGCCCGGGUCAGUAAGUGCUGCGGGUUGCUCCUCGGACACGCCGUCUUCUGUUCCUGAGCCGCUUGCACCAUCUGCUCUCCGCUGCCGAUUCCCUGCUUUCCCGAGCCCCUCAGCAGGGAUGGAUGCCUUCUGAAUGAGGCUUUGCUGCUGCUCCUCUCUGCAUGGGAUGGGGCGAGAAAUGGUUAAUGCAUGGUUUGCUGAGAGAGUUCAUACCAUCCCAGUCUGCAAAGAGGGAACCAAGACCCAGAGUGAAUCCUGUGCUUGUCAUCAGCCUACCUGUGGUGAGACCACCAACUCUGGGACACCAGCAAGGAAAAUCUCUGCCUCUGAAUUUGACAGACCCUUAAGGCCUAUUUUUGUCAAGGACUCGGUAGGAGCGGUGAGCUUCCUCUCCGGCUCUGAAAAGAAGGAACAGAUGCCUCUGCAAUCUCCAAGGAUUGAGACCAGUGCAGGGGAUCAAUGCUCAAGACUAUUGGAACUUGUGAAAGAUAUUUCUAGUCACUUAGAUGUCACAGCACUUUGCCAUAAGAUUUUCCUACAUAUCCAUGAGCUCAUAGCAGCCGAUCGCUACUCCCUAUUCUUGGUCUGUGAGGACAGCUCUAAUGAGAAGUUUCUUGUAAGCAGGCUGUUUGAUGUGGCAGAAGGCUCCACCCUGGAAGAAGCUUCCAACAGCUGCAUUCGGCUGGAGUGGAACAAAGGCAUUGUGGGUCACGUAGCAGCUAUAGGCCAGCCUCUGAACAUCAAGAAUGCAUACGAGGAUCCAAGAUUCAAUGCAGAAGUUGACCAGAUUACAGGGUACAAGACUCAGAGUAUUCUUUGCAUGCCAAUAAAGAAUCACAGAGAAGAGGUUGUUGGUGUGGCUCAAGCAAUCAAUAAGAAAUCUGGAAUUGGUGGCACUUUCACUGAGCAAGAUGAAAAGGAUUUUGCUGCAUAUCUGGCAUUUUGUGGAAUUGUUCUUCACAACGCUCAGUUGUAUGAGACAUCUUUGCUUGAGAACAGGCGUAAUCAGGUGCUUCUUGAUCUUGCCAGCCUGAUUUUUGAAGAGCAGCAGUCUUUGGAAGUGAUUCUGAAGAAGAUAGCUGCCACUAUAAUAUCCUUCAUGCAAGUGCAGAGGUGUACCAUCUUCAUAGUGGAUGAAGAUUGUCCUGAUUCGUUUUCUAGUGUGUUUCACAUGGAAUCUGAGGAAUUAGAAGAUUCAGCUGAAACUAUGAAGAGGGACUACGAUACAAACAAAAUCAAUUAUAUGUAUGCUCAGUAUGUCAAGAAUACAAUGGAGCCUCUCAACAUCCCAGAUGUCUGCAAGGAUAGGAGAUUUCCCUGGACAAAUGACAAUGCAGAAAAUGAAAGUCAACACAUAAAGAGUUUGCUGUGUACGCCAAUAAAAAAUGGGAAAAAGAAUAAAGUGAUAGGGGUUUGCCAGCUUGUGAAUAAGAUGGAAGAAAACUCAGGCAAAAUCAAAGCUUUCAACAGAAAUGAUGAAGAAUUCCUGGAAGCAUUUGUCAUCUUUUGUGGCUUGGGCAUCCAGAAUACACAGAUGUAUGAAGCUGUAGAGAGAGCCAUGGCCAAACAGAUGGUGACAUUAGAGGUUCUCUCCUACCAUGCUUCUGCUGCUGAGGAGGAAACGAGGGAGCUGCAGGUAACAGUGGCUGCUGUAGUACCAUCUGCACAAUCUCUCAACCUAACUGACUUCAACUUCAGUGAUUUUGAGCUCUCAGAUUAUGAAACAACACUGUGUACAAUUAGAAUGUUCACAGACCUCAACCUGGUGCAAAAUUUCCAAAUGAAGCAUGAGGUUCUCUGCAGGUGGAUUUUAAGCGUAAAGAAAAAUUACCGGAAAAAUGUUGCUUAUCACAACUGGAGACAUGCCUUUAACACAGCACAGUGCAUGUUUGCUGCUUUAAAAUCUGGUAAAAUUCAGAGCAAACUGACUGACUUAGAAACACUGGCACUGCUGAUAGCAACUCUAAGCCAUGAUUUGGAUCACAGAGGAGUGAACAACUCUUACAUACAAAGAAGUGAACACCCACUGGCUCAGCUGUAUUGCCACUCAAUCAUGGAGCAUCACCAUUUUGAUCAAUGCCUUAUGAUCCUCAACAGUCCAGGAAAUCAGAUUCUCAGCAGCCUUUCCAUAGAAGAAUACAAGGCCACACUGAAGAUGAUAAAACAAGCCAUUCUUGCCACAGACCUAGCACUAUACAUAAAGAGGAGAGGAGAAUUUUUUGAACUUCUAAGGAAGAAGCAAUUUAAUUGGGAAGAUCCUACACAGAAGGAGCUUUUUUUAGCAAUGCUGAUGACCGCAUGUGAUUUAUCGGCCAUCACCAAACCAUGGCCAGUUCAGCAACGGAUUGCUGAGCUUGUAGCUACUGAGUUCUUUGAUCAAGGAGACAAAGAGCGGAAGGAACUCAACAUAGAACCAACAGACCUAAUGAACAGAGAGAAGAAAAAUAAAAUUCCCAGCAUGCAGGUUGGAUUCAUAGAUGCUGUUUGUUUGCAGCUGUAUGAGGCCCUAACACAUGUGUCAGAGGCCUGCUACCCCUUACUGGAUGGCUGUAGGAAAAAUAGACAAAAAUGGCAAUCCUUAGCUGAACAGCAAGAGAAGAAUCUGAUUAAUGGAGAAAGCAAUCAAGCCAAACGGAACUGAGAUGCUGGCUGAACAACCACAGGCAUAUGUUCACACAGAAGACAUAGUAAUAGGGGAGUACUGCAUCUUGCUAAACACUGUAUGAAUUUGGCUUAUGUUUUGCCACUUCUAUUAUUUUUCCACGUGCCAAGCUACAGCAUGCCCAUGUAUAUGACAAAGUUAUAUGCAGAUAUAUGUUUAUUACAUCCAGGUGAGAUGGAAAAAGAUCUGCAAGGGUAGUUUUUGCUACCCUGUUCCUCAAGAACGUACGAGUGCAGUUACUCAGCUAUCCCUGAGAGCCUAUUACUUUAUAGAUGUAUAUAGUUGUUAGUGAUCAUAUUGUGGCCAGUACCUUAAAGACUACUGCAUUUUGCACCUUUUUUAGUCCUCUUCCAAUUAUGCUGUUCUAAGUCAUGUGCAGUCCUGCCUGUUCUCUUCCCAGAGGUUCAGAGGAAGGAUUGAGACUAAUUCUGGGGAGCCUAAUCCAGCAUAUACUAUGCUGGGCUUUGAAGUGUGAAAGCCCCAGAAUCUGUGCACACAGUAGAGGUUUUUUCAUAUUAGAGGAAUGUCUUAGCAAAUGUCUUACAUUUGGAUGUAUUUUUAAAACCUUCAUAAAUUACAAGACAAUGAGGAUCUUAGGAUUUUUUUUGUAGAAGUGUUUAUCCAUAAAUAAUGGAAAGUGCUUGAAGGUUGACAUUACAACAUAACUGACAGACUGCCAUGGAAGAAUUGCUUACACUGAAGAAGCUGCAAAAAGCACACAGAGGAAUGGAAAAUAAACAGAAUCAUUUUCAUAUGCUGAUUUUAACUUCAUUUGGAAUUCUAACCAACAGACUGAAUCAUGGGAAGGAAAAGUAGAGAAUGUGACUGCAAGAGCAAGAGAUGAAAAUGACAGUGUCACUGACUGAUUCUGUAGGCCAGUGCUGUUACGAAAUGGCUACAACCACUUUGAAGGCAGUCCUAUAUUAACAUAUUUUAUUUUUUUUUAAAUCAUUAGUUAAUGUUAACAAUCAUUAAUCACAAUGUCUUAAAAGGAGUAGGAAACAAUAAUGCCACAGAGAUCUGCCAGUUGCACAUGAGGCAUUAACGUUCAGAACAGUAAGCAAGCCAUUAACUUGCACUAGUAAAAAAACCCAACACUGAUCUUUUAUUUAAAUGAAGAUGACUAAUAAAAAUGGUUGUGAAUUAGGAACCAGUUCAAGAAAAUAGACACCUAACACAAUCCCCAGAAGAGUAAUACAGAAACUAAGAGAUCAGGGUCAGCUAUCUAAGACAGGUCAGCAGUAGGUGUAACUUCAUCUGCCGACAGAGAAAAUGUCUUUCUUUUUUAUUUUUAAACAUCUAAUAAUAAUUUUCCAGUUAAAAUCAGUACGGGCAUUAGGCAAAAAUAAUACAUUUGGGGUCAUACUUUGAAAUGUGGGAGCUUGCUUCUGUUACAGUAAUGCAGAAAAUUCUAGUUGGAAAUGGCAAUAAAUUCUUCCUAGGGCAUUAUCAAUUCCUCCUUGUAAGAGGUUGAUCAGACUUACAGUGAAAACAACCUCUUUUAUCAGUCUCAGCAUUUAGAUAAAACAUACCAGAAGUUAACAAAUGAUGAAGCAAAUGUUUCAAAAUGUUCAGUGAUACUGAGUUUCAUAGUCCUUUAUUAAAAGUAGAAUAAGGCAUUCUGAUACUCUGCAGCAUUUCUGCCAAGUGAAAUUAUUUGUCACCAAGAUAGUCCUAUCUCAGACUCAUCUAAUGAUUAUCCAUAAUAUAUUAUUACAGUGGAAAUUGAAAGCGUUUUUCUACCAAGGUAUUUCUCCUGAUUCCCCCCACCCCCCAGAUUUAAAGGGAAAAAAAAAAGUAUACAAUUUAGCAACAAUGAUGAACUCCAGGGCUACUGUUACAUACUUGUAUUCAUAUGCAUACAGCGUAGACUAUAUGUAUGUAGUAUGUCACAGCUAUGCAGAAAAAUAACAGCCUGUCUCCAAAACACACACCUCCCAGAAAGUUUGUAGGUACUUUCAGAUAAACAGAAAAGUUAGCUUCAGGAUUUGUAUCAUCCUUGCAUUUUUUAUUCCUUGAACGCCUGAGAUACAGAAAUGUAAUUCUUAUACUAACUGAUGAGAUACAUAUUUAAUAUGAAUAAAGUAUAUGUAUAUAAAGGUGUAUUCUUGCUAGUAUGUUGCAACUAGUAAUUCGUGGUAACAACACAGCAAAUCAACUAUAGUGCUAUCACGGUGUAGUGAUGUGUCAUUUACAUGAAGAUCUCAGUAUUUCUUUGCUAUCCUGUGUGUUCAGCAAAGCUUUGGUAUGACAUGAAACUAUAACUACUGUGCAGAAAUGCUAGAUUCCUCCCUCUGACUUGAAAAAAAUGAACAUGUUGCAUUUUUCAAAGGUUCACACAGCUAUACAGUAUGUGAUUAUAUUCAUUACAUAUCUGUACACAUAUAUCCUGCAGAAUCUAUUCCACUACAAAGAUUAAAACAUACACAGAAAUACAGUUCCUAUCAUUUAAACACUGUCAUACACCUGUAUCUGUAUAUAUUGCUACAAACCUAAACCCUUGAAACUACUGUUUUAAGAACCUUAAAAGCACAGAUUGCUGUAAUUCAAGAAACUUAAGAGUAAUCACAUUAUUUAUAUAGUGCUUUACUCUGCCCAAGAGCAAAGUCAGAUUACACUGCUUUUGUGUCAUGGCUUUGUGUGUCCUGUUUGCAGAAAUUGCUCAUUUGUUUCUUAGUGUAGAUAGGUGAAAAUAUGAAAAAAGCCAAGCUGGUUUUUGCCUGAAAUUCAUUGCCUUCAGAAUUCAACAUUUUCAGACCCAGCAAGUGGAUAAUAGCCAUUAAUUUAAUCAUUAGUUGUGUGUUUAAUUAUUUCAGUUUGGGUCUCAUAUUCUCCCCGUUUUUUACUGUGUAACUAAAGCCAUCAAUGUGGAUUACACAAGAAACAAGUUGAAAUGGAGCUAAGCACUUUGUCAGUUCAGAAUUCAGUCCAUUAAAGCCACUGUGAAAAUUUAUAUUUAAGUCUAAAGGCACAGAAAUAAUCUCCUCCACUAAUUUAUAAUACCUGCCUUGGUGAAGACAUUUAAGUUAUUAUUCUACUUGUUCUGACAUGGACAUACUUUCUUUUAAAGUCACUCUACAGCACAGUUUAAUAUGUGAAGUACAUAUUCCUUCCUUUUUGAGUUCCCCUUCUGAAAACAGUAACUUGUCACACCUAUUGACAUGUCCAAAAAUCACUAUCAACCCUACCUCUUCUAAUAAAAACAGCAGUGAGGCUCUCCAUCUGUUCUUCCAAAAAGUCACACACCAAUAUUAGCUGUCGAAUGUCUAGGUUUUCUAUUCUCUCAUAUAAUAAAAGAAAGGAGGAGGAAAUAAUGUUGGGUUUGGAGAUUAUACUGAUUUUUAAAUAGUGGUUUAAAGUUAAAAGCAGAUUACUCUCAUAUCUUCACAGAAUACAAGUGGGCUAGUGAUAAAGGAAAAUAUUCUGUUGAUGACCAGAUGAUUUCUCUGUAGAAGAGCAGACAGAAUCUUGAUUUUAUGCCUCACCCUCUGACAAUUGUGUGCAUAUAAACUUUUGAACUCUAAUGUAUUUCAUCUGGCAGUGGCACGAACUGACAAAACCAGAGGACUUUCUAGGUACCAGGUAACUGAUUUUCCAAGCCCUUAUACAGAAAGAUUAGAAAGAGUCAGAUAGAGUCUUAAAACUGGAGGAUGUUGCCCAAGUGGUGUGAUCAGUACUCCUUGCAGCUACGCAUGACAAAACAGCAGAGCUUUGACAGAAAAAAAAUGCCUCAUUUAGAAGAAAUUAAUACAUUUUUAAAGGCUUUAUAGAGACCUAAUACUUUAGUCAAAUCUAUACAUUAGGAGUCUUGUCUCUGUGAUGCUGUAAUUUCUUUGUGUCACGUCACAUGCAGUUUACAUCCCACAAGGUUUCAACUUUAUUUCACAGUUCCCUGCUGUACUCCUUCAGGGUCUUGCACUAAUUUGAAAGAUAAGCCUUGAACAUUGGAGCAUGAAUUAAAAAAGUGAGUUUUGCCAGAGUAUGAUAAAUAUUGAGGGCUGGAUGUUUUGGUGUGGACUUUCACAGGAACAAGAAACAUCACCUGUGUGCCUGGCCUGGCAGUUAGUGACACUUGUUAAAUACAGCAAAUUGUGACAGUCAGACAUUUUAUCUUUGUCACUGCUAGAUGAAUGGAAAUUGCAUGGGAAAGUUUAUUUUCCACAUAAAGAAAUUUGUUUCCAUAGAGAAACUUGUAUCUAAGUACCACUGUUUGUAAAUGUAUAUUUAUGUGACAAAGCUAUAUAAUUGCUAGUUUCCACUAAUGUUCACAGCAUGAGCUUGUCACGCCAGGGCCUAAGGCAUGCUCAAAUGCCCAUCUGCAAGUCAAUUACAUGAUUCCCAUUUAUGUCAGUGGGAGUUGGAUUGAGCUGUACAGAAAGUGAAAUAAUGGGUCAAAUCUACCUUUUUUUUUUUUUUUUUUUUCUUUACACAUACAGAGGGACCAAACUCUUACCCUUGGUAACACCUGCCUCACCUGCUCUUUGCUGUAUUCAGCUACUGCUGAUGCCCAAGGUACCUUACAGAUGUAACUGAAGACAGAAUUUGAGCCCUCUUUGUAUUCACAUGGCAGACACUCGCAUGUGUCUCUUAAAGAAUGUAGUGUGAAAUGCAUUGUAAAUAGUUUUAAUAUACAUUUCUAUUAUAGUUUAAUAAAAACCUUAAUCACAGUCACUAGCCACUGAGUUUGUCCAGUUGUAUUCUUUUAUCUUUUCAAAAUCUUUGAACAAAUCUAUAAUUUCUGGGCAUACUAUUUUUUUACUAGGUUAAGGAGGUUACUCUGUAUAUUAUGUUUUGCCUUUAAGCAGUAUUAAAGUCUUCUGAAUGUUAUCUGUUCUGCCCUGUGACUACUUAAGCUAGUUGCAUUAGUGAAUAGAAUCAUUAGUCCUACUAAAGGUACAGCUGAUGGAGAAUAUAGAGUCAGGUUAAUUUUUAUGGUCAGACUGCUGCUUAUUACUUAUUUCUCAUUCUUCUCUUUGUACUCUUUCAUGAUUUUUAAAAUAAUAAAAGACAAUGUUGAAUUUUA